UAAAAUUUGUGGUUGUCUGAGACAGGUGGACUGUGGUCGACAAGGAUAGUCGAAACUCAGUUUUUUAAGCCAUGGAUUUCAAAAUACGCGCUGCAACAAAAGAAGACUGCAAAGACGUAUCGAGAAUGAUAAUGGAGCUGGCGGUUUAUGAAAAAAUGCCAGAUCAAGUGAAGAUAUCGCAUGAAGAACUGGAGCGUGACGGUUUCUGCCAGAAUCCCUUCUUUGAAUGUCUCGUCGCAGAAGUACCCGAGGGGCAUAAAUCAGAAGGAGGAUUCACAGUUGUGGGAUACGCCCUUUACUUUUACACUUACAGUACAUGGAAGGGACGAUCAGUAUAUUUGGAGGAUCUGUAUGUAAUGCCAGAAUUCAGAGGAAAUGGCAUUGGGAAAGGUUUACUGAGCAAAGUUGCUGAGGUGGGUAAAAAGAAGCAGUGCGUGCGGUUGCAGUUGUCCGUGUUGAACUGGAAUACUCCCACUCGAGAUUUCUAUGCUGCCAAAGGAGCUCAGGACCUCACCGUCAGUGAAGGCUGGCACUUUAUACGGUUUGAUGGGCAGAACCUGGACAAUUUAGCAAAUGAAGCACCGAAAGAUUAGUCGUUUUUCUAAGGAAAAUAAUCAUUGGAUCUGUCUGGUUUUUCUGCUGGAAACGUUCACCCUUUGUAGCCCAAUGCCAAAAUAAGCUUCACUGUAGCUUCACUAGACUUUCUCACAGUUUAACAUGAUUUUAUCCUAAUUUAAAGCCAAUCAUACCCACUAGGACCUACAUAUGAUUUAUAAAUAUAAUAUCCUAAUUUCAUUAAAUUACAUUUGAACUUAUGAUGAAAGUAGACACAGCCCAACCCUGAAAUGUUUAAAAUCUAUGGGAUCAGAUGAUGCUGGGUUAAGACUUUGGCUUCCCAGCAGCACAAUGCAGUCUGACCUGAAUAAACCCAGUCCCAGAUGUGACACCAUAUCUUUCCAGCAGGUGGCAUGUUGAACUCGCUUUUCCCCCCACUUAAUAAUUCUGCUUGGUCUGUACACUGAUGCCUAUGACAAUCUACACGAGGUAGACUCAAAGUCAGAGGCAUGUACAUGAUUUCAUUUGUCAACUCAAGUGUGACUGAGCUGUCAGGGAAUGCAGUGACUAAAUGGGACAUACAGUCAGUUUUCUGUUUGUUAAUGGAGUCAAAGGAAAGGAUGAUGUGCAAACAAGCUCUGUAACCCAAAACUCCUUUAUUUGUACACAAGAACUGGUGUUAUAUAUUUUUUAUAAGUAAUAUUGCUCAACAACUGUGUUUUUCACACUUUAACAAAAAUCAUAAUCCUUCAUCAAAAUUCUCAAGGUUUACUGCAAACUAAAAUGAUAUUUAAUUGCAUAUAAAACAUCACACAUCUCAACCACAGGAACAUGUGUACUAUUGCCCAUAAGAAAACUAUGACAUUACAUUUAAUAUGCAAUAAACACA
Messenger RNA from Toxotes jaculatrix (banded archerfish), 1444 nucleotides. RefSeq names its product spermidine/spermine N1-acetyltransferase family member 2b (gene sat2b). Lineage: Eukaryota; Metazoa; Chordata; Actinopteri; Toxotidae. The transcript has 6 exons. Gene Ontology annotation, molecular function: N-acetyltransferase activity. The record is from RefSeq and is a predicted model, not a curated record. Bases 72 to 593 code for a protein of 173 amino acids.